AGUUAGACAUGACGCGAACGCGUCGACACUCAUCACAACUCCGCGAUGCGGGUCGAGCCGCCGGUCAGUUCGGUUCUGUGCGCAGCCCGUUAAGCGUCGGUGUCUGGAUCCAGCCGUCCGUCCAUGAGAAGCGCAGCAGCGGCGCUGUUUCCGUGUGUUAUCGCGGUGCUGCUUCACUGGUUCGGCUGGACGGACAGAACUGCGCUCCUGUUGGGUUUCGGCUCCGCAGACAACCAGAAGGCUGUGCAUGAGGUGUUGGUGGGCGUUUUGUCGGCACGGCAUCAUUAUGACCUCCGGCAGGCCAUAAGAGACACAUGGCUGGGGUACAUCAAACAGCACCCUCACUUCCAGAACCGGGUGAUGGUGAAAUUCAUCAUCGGUGAACAUGGCUGUGCCGUUCCGGAGGAGGACCGUGAAGAUCCGUAUUCCUGCUCUCUUCUGAACCUCACUGAGACAGUUGCCGGGCAGGAAAUGGCCAUAUUGAGUGUUCCUGACAGCUCCGAGCUGGUGCCGUCCGACGUCUCCGCGGUCAGCCUGGACUUUAAGGUCCUUCAUUCUGUGGUCAUCACCCAGCUGGGCGUCUUUCCCAACGGUCCACGACACGACUUCAGGGGCAACAUCACCGUGCGUCUGUUCCAGGUGGACCAAGAGGAGGCGGUGGUGAGCGCUCGCUUCAGCACGCUGAGUUCAGGAUCACGUGUGGGUGGGAUGUUUUACAAGCCUGUGGAGCAGUUCAUUCUACCCAAGGGUUUUGAGGGAACUCUUCUGUGGGAGGCUCAGGAUUCGAGCGGCCUGAUGUCUGUCAACACAUCAGCGGUGCAUCUGAAUAACGGCGGAGGGGUUCUCAAGUUUGGAUCUAUUGAAGAGGGCACGUUGCCUCACAGGAGCGCUUUGGGCUUCCCUGGUUUAGCUGGAGGAUUCACUUUUUCAGUAUACGAUGUGGAGGUGUUGUCUGAGCUCUUGCGUGGGCGAGCAGGAAGGCAGCGGAGCCGUGCCGCCCAGCUGAGAGAGGAGGACCAGGCCCUGCGGGACGAGAGCCUCGCACACGGAGACAUGGUGUUUGUGGACGUGGUGGACACGUACAGGAACGUGCCUUUAAAACUGCUGCAGUUUUAUAAAUGGUCGGUGGGAAACGCUGACUUCAACCUGCUGCUCAAGACGGAUGAUGAUUGCUAUAUCGACGUGGACGCCGUCCUGCUGAAGACCGACCGCAAACGGCUCGCUCAGAGCAGCCUGUGGUGGGGAAAUUUCAGGCAGAAUUGGGCUGUCGAUCGUGUCGGUAAGUGGCAGGAACUGGAGUAUGCGAGUCCUGCGUAUCCGGCCUUCGCCUGCGGGUCUGGAUAUGUGGUGUCCAGGGAUCUGGUGGAGUGGCUGGCCAGCAACGCUGAACAUCUGAAAGCCUACCAGGGAGAAGAUGUGAGCAUGGGCAUUUGGAUGGCUGCCGUGGGGCCUCGCAAAUAUCAGGAUUCAGGCUGGCUGUGUGAGAAGGAGUGUUACGUGGACAUGCUGUCGUCCCCACAGCAUUCGGCUCAGGAGCUGCGCUCGCUUUGGGACCGGAAGAGGAAGUGCGGCGAUCCCUGCGGCUGCGCCUGGAGUGAACACUGACACGUGACAGACGUCCUGCAUGUUUCACAAUCAGCACUUGACUGAUGGCUUGGAGAUUUCUGUGUCAGUACGAGACACUAAUAAUGUUCACUUGUCCUUUAUAAGCCUGGUCUGUUAUUGGUCACACACUGGCUUUGUAGAUCCACCACAAGACGUCACAUAAAUACAGGGUUUGUGAAUUGUCAGGGCAGCUUUCCUGUUCUUUAUCUUGUCACGUGUCUUUCUGUCACUUUGCAUUCUUUAUUGCUGCAAGUUUUCAAAAUCGCCAAACACGCAAGCCCUUUUCACUGCUUUUAACUGAGCUGGAGGCCAAAAUUGUUACACUGAAAUGUUCAUUUAUGAACAAUAAAAAUUGCAACAGGA
This is a messenger RNA of Megalobrama amblycephala (Wuchang bream), 1968 nucleotides long. RefSeq names its product beta-1,3-N-acetylgalactosaminyltransferase 2 (gene b3galnt2). The coding region runs from base 124 to 1605 and encodes 493 amino acids. Gene Ontology annotation, molecular function: hexosyltransferase activity. The transcript has 12 exons. The record is from RefSeq and is a predicted model, not a curated record. NCBI's taxonomy places the organism in Eukaryota, Metazoa, Chordata, Actinopteri, Cypriniformes, Xenocyprididae. Gene Ontology annotation, cellular component: membrane.